AUGGAAGCAAAUAAAUGUUAUCCUGAGGCAAGAGAUCUUACAUAUGCAGAAUUUUCGGCAAAAUUUGUGUGGAAGAAAAAGGAGAAAUGUUGGAAACCUAGAAAGAAAGGACAAAGUGUCGGACGGAUAGUUUAUGCACAUCCAUCAUGUGGAGAAAGGUUUUAUCUUCGCUUAUUACUGAAUGUGGUCAAAGGACCAACGUCAUUUGACGAUAUACGAGAGUUUAACGGAACAGUUUAUCAAACCUACAAUGAGACCUGUGCAGCAAUGAGAUUAUUAGAUGAUGAUAAUGAAUGGAAACAUGCUAUAGAUGAAGCAUCAUAUUCAUCUUCAGGGCGUCAAAUGAGGCAGUUAUUUGCGCAAAUACUAAUCUUUGGUGAAGUGGUAGAUCCUAAAAAACUGUGGAAUGACAAUUGGAAGUGUCUUACUGAAGGGUUUAUUGAAUUGCAAAGAAAACUGCUCAAUAUGGCAACUUUAGAUAUGACUGAUACUCAGCUUCAGAACCAUGCUCUUUCAGAAAUUCAAGACCUCUUGCUACAAAAUGGUCAGUCCCUACUAAACUUCAGUGGAAUGCCCACACCAGAUCCCCAACUUUUGAAGCAAAGCAAUGAUAAACUUAUAAGUCAGGAGUUAAACUUCAACAGGGAGGAAUUACGAAAGGAACAUGAGAUAUAUUUUCAAGGAUUGAACACUCAACAGCGAGAUGUAUAUAAUGCUGUUAUUGACUCUGUAUACAGCAGAAGUGGGGGACUAUACUUUUUGUAUGGUCAUGGAGGGACUGGUAAAACUUAUGUGUGGAAAUCAAUUUGCACAAAACUUCGUUCUGAAGGAAAAAUAGUCCUUCCAGUAGCAUCCUCUGGAAUAGCAUUGAUACUACUACCAUAUGGUAGAACUGCUCAUUCUCGGUUUAAAAUACCAAUCAUAUUGAAUGAACAUUCAACAUGUGGGAUUAAACAAGGAAGUCCAGAGGCAAAUCUCAUUAAACAGACAGAUCUUAUUAUAUGGGAUGAGGCUCCAAUGAUGCACAGAUUUGCAUUUGAAACAGUUGACAGAACGCUAAGAGAUAUUGUGGGAAAAGAUAAUCCAAUGUUGGCAGAGAAACCUUUCGGUGGCAUAACAGUGGUUCUUGGAGGUGAUUUUAGGCAAAUUCUACCUGUUGUACCAAGGGGCUCAAAACAUGAUAUUAUACAUGCUACUCUCAGUAGAUCUAAGUUAUGGAAUUAUUUUAAAAAUUUUAAAUUGACGCAGAAUAUGAGGAUCCAACAGCAAUCAUCUGAUCAGCUAGGAAUGAAUGCGUCUGAAUUCAGUGAAUGGGUACUUGAAGUUGGUAAUGGGACAUUAUCUUUCAACGAUUGUGAGAAAGAAGAGUCUAAAAUUGCAAUUCCACGACAACUUCUGCUACAACCAACAAGAGAUGCAAUAGAAGAUAUAAUUGCAUCAACAUAUCCAGAUAUUCAACGGAAUUGCUAUAAUCAAAGUUAUUUGGAAGAAAGAGCAAUACUAACUUCAAGAAAUGAGAUAGUUGACAAGAAAUGA
This is a messenger RNA of Asparagus officinalis (garden asparagus), 1536 nucleotides long. Its product is annotated as ATP-dependent DNA helicase RRM3-like. Gene Ontology annotation, biological process: DNA repair; telomere maintenance. The transcript has a single exon. Gene Ontology annotation, molecular function: DNA helicase activity. Lineage: Eukaryota; Viridiplantae; Streptophyta; Magnoliopsida; Asparagales; Asparagaceae. The record is from RefSeq and is a predicted model, not a curated record. The coding region runs from base 1 to 1536 and encodes 511 amino acids.